AUGUGGAGCAAGUCCGUCGAUCGCUCAGGGCCCGGGCCACUGAUGGCUACCUGGGUGCUUUUUGCUGUUGUUGCGAGUGUCUUUGCUUCAAACGAGUUUAAGACCAGACCCAGUAUUACGGCAGAUGAGAAUGGCACGCUUCAUGUCAACACAACUGGCGUCGUGUUGAUCAAUGGGGUUGAUGUUGUAAACACCCUGGCACAGGUCGCGCAGCAGCUUCAAGACCUCAGGCAACGCGUCAUGCUUCCUAUUUUUGAUGGGGCCUUGUCCAUAUCCGCGGGCAGCGAUAGUCCCAACUCCAUAUAUGCAGCAGACUUGGAUGGUGAUGGUGACAUGGACAUCAUCGGCUCAAGCAAUAACGAUAACACGAUCGCGUGGUAUCGCAACGACGGCGCUGGCGAGUUUUCAAAAAGGGUCCUGAGCGCAUCGGUAGACCGUGCUCGUGCGGUUUUCGCAGCUGAUUUGGACGACGACGGUGACAUGGAUGUGGUUGCCGCUAGUGGGGGGGAUGACGAAAUAGUCUGGUACCGCAACAACGGAACAGGCGGCUUUUCAAGCAGUCUGACCAUUACCACGUCGGCUGAUAACCCCAACUCGGUGUUUGCAGCUGAUCUAGACGGCGACGGUGACUUGGACAUUCUCAGCGUGAGCCUCAAUGAUGACACGCUUGCAUGGUAUCGCAAUGAUGGCUCUGGCCAAUUUUCAAGCCGCCGGCUCAUCUCCACGAAUACAGACUAUCCACAUGAUGUCUUUGCGGCUGAUCUCGAUGGUGAUGGCGACAUGGACGUUCUUAGCGCAAGCUAUGAAGACGACAAAGUUGCUUGGUAUCGCAAUGAUGGGAGCGGCGCUUUCUCAAGUGAAAUUAUCAUAACCACUGCGGCAGAUGCUGCUGUCAGUGUUUAUGCGAUCGACCUAGACGGUGAUGGUGACAUGGACGUGCUGAGCGCGAGCGAGUUUGAUAACAAAAUCGCUUGGUAUCGUAAUGACGGGACCGGACGCUUCUCGACUCAAAUCAUCAUUUCCACUCAGGCCGAAGGUGCUCGCGCAGUAUACGCAGUGGACUUGGAUGGAGAUGGCGAUCCCGACGUUCUCAGUGCUAGCAGAUACGACAACAAGAUUGCAUGGUAUCGCAAUGAAGGUGCCGGUGUGUUUUCUACGCAGAACAUAAUAACGACAUCUGCAACUGGUACUCGGGCCGUGCAUGCAGCAGAUCUGGAUGGCGACGGUGACUUGGAUGUCAUGAGCGCAAACGAGGCUGGCAACACAAUUACAUGGUAUCGCAGCACCGGACUUUCCAUUCCUCACGAUUAA
Monosiga brevicollis MX1 is the source of this 1311-nucleotide messenger RNA. RefSeq lists its product as uncharacterized. NCBI's taxonomy places the organism in Eukaryota, Choanoflagellata, Craspedida, Salpingoecidae. The transcript has a single exon. The coding region runs from base 1 to 1311 and encodes 436 amino acids. The record is from RefSeq and is a predicted model, not a curated record.